CGGCCCUCCCUGUACUUAGGACAGCUCUGUCUGUCCGGGGGCCGAGCGGCGGGCAGCGGCAGGCAAUGCAAUGAAGAAGAGAUGCUCGGCGUUGGCCUUGGCGUGCGGCUGCUAGGAGCUGCUGCCCCUGCGCCCCCAGUUCCAGCGCCACCAGGCAAGGCCCCCCUUCCGCUCUCCUCCUCCUCCCUCCGCCGCCGCUCCUCCAGCUGGUGGUUCUCCAACGGCAACGCUCGUGAAAGGGACAGCGCCACCGCGAGCACGAGCAGCAGGGCGGCGAGAAGGAAGUGGUGGUCCGACCCCGAGCUCAACCAACAAGAGUACGGCUACUCUUAUCAGGAGGAGGAGGAGGAGGAGGAGGACGGUUUCGGGGACGAUGAUGAGGCGGCGUUCCCCGGCUUCGGCGGUGGCGCGGAGCUGUUCGACGAGCCAUGGUUCUCCAAGGUCUUUAAAACAUAUGGGUUCCUGCUACCGGUGAUGCUGGUGUCAAUGCUUGUUGCCACGGGGCCCAAGGCCUUCCUUAUGGCCAUGGCGAUCCCGCUUGGCCAGUCAGCCAUAUCAUUUCUCCUCGACGCCAUAUGGGGAAGGAGAAGAAGCAACCGCGAUGACAGGUGGAGGGGGCCCUUCCAAGAAGUAGAUGACGAGGAAGAAGAAGAUUACCCAGAGGAUGCCACCGACUUUGCAACAGGUGGUCGAGGCAACAGAUACAGCAGAAGCAGCAGCUAUUAUGAGGGGAGAGGGAAGAGGAGGCGGCAGGACAACUCCCAGUCAUGGGUUUCUAACGAUUUUGCUGAUGCUGAUAGCAGCACCAAGGGCAGCAGCAGUGAAGAUGGCAAAGGCAACAAAAGCAGUGGCAACUUUGGAGGAUGGGAUGAACUACUGAAUGACGAUAACUUUGCUACCCAGGAGAAGAGGAGGAGGAGCUCAUUCUCAGAUGGCAACACUGAUUACAUCAAGAGACCGCGAUCUGCAGUGACUGAGGACACAGAUGCUGCUGCUGCCAGCAGGGGAGCAGGACAGGGACUAGGAGCUCCCCCAGCAAGGAUGAGAAUGAGACGACAACGAGGAAUGCCAAGAACGAUGGGACUGGGCAGUACCAGGUACAAGCAGGCGCCAAUCUUGAUGCGCUUGUUGGUGGCAGUCUUCCCGUUCCUGGGGUCAUGGUUCAGGCUGCUCUAAAUAGUAACAUAGCAUUGCGGCAGUUCUGUAUGUAUCUUGUUUUAUAGUUUGUGGUGGCUAACUCAUUCAUGAAUUCAGAGAAAGAAUAGUACAGGUGACCCUGUGGCAGAAAAGGAAGCAUUAUGAUCGUGAAAUUUCCUUCAUCUCAUGUACAAGCAGUUGCAGAAUUUGGGUCAGAAGGAACACAUGAUUCAGCCGCAGGCAGCAGCCAAAUGAAACCAAGGAACAGAAAGAAGCAGCAGCGUGGAGAAGAUCAAUCAAUUCAGGUGGUGUUCCUGCAGCAUCAAAAAUUGCAGCAUCAGGGGGAUCUACGGCUGCAUUCUUCAUUGAAAAAAUUGCAGCAUCAGGGGGAUCUACGGCUGCAUUCUUCAUGAACCUUUUUUUUUGGCAGGAUCAGGUUUGCUGCUGCUUAUGCAUGUGCGAAGCUUUGCUUCCUUGUGCAGCUGAUAAAAAUAUAUGUGGUUGCAGUGAAUAUGAACUGGUAGGAGCAAAGCGAGCAAUCUAUGUGUUGAUGUAAAGCUGUUACUCUUGCGCAAUGCUCUGUGUAGUUAGUGAUUGGCUGAUGAAUGGAAAAAGUGUGAGCGUAUUCAUUCUGAAAGACAGAAAAUUGGAGGGAGGGGGAUGAAAAUGAAACAUUUUCCCCUCUCAUGGUUCCUGUGGAUGCAUUCCUUGAUGUGUAUGUAUCCUACACGUUGGCAGAUGAGAAUGAGAUCACUGCUAUUGUUGACUGCAA
Panicum hallii is the source of this 1909-nucleotide messenger RNA. RefSeq lists its product as uncharacterized. The transcript is spliced from 2 exons. Lineage: Eukaryota; Viridiplantae; Streptophyta; Magnoliopsida; Poales; Poaceae. The coding region runs from base 82 to 1176 and encodes 364 amino acids. The record is from RefSeq and is a predicted model, not a curated record.